This is a messenger RNA of Chrysemys picta bellii (western painted turtle), 1297 nucleotides long. The record is from RefSeq and is a predicted model, not a curated record. NCBI's taxonomy places the organism in Eukaryota, Metazoa, Chordata, Testudines, Emydidae.
CAGCUUUACGGCAGCAGCGGCCCGACAAGCUCGGCGGGGUGGGGGGAGGCGGUGCGGAGCCGGCCCGCCGGGGUGUGCACGCGCGCGCUCGCGCGGGGAGCUGGAUGCCAGGGGGCGGGGGGAGCCCGGCGCCCUGCACUCUGGUGGGAGCGGAGGCGGGGGCCCCCGGCGCCGGCGCGGAGGCGGGCGGCGCGGCGGCCCCGGCGGGCAGGAUGAGCCUGUCGCCCAAGGAGCUCUCCAGCCUGCUGAGCAUCGUGUCGGAGGAGGCGGGCGGCAGCACCUUCGAGGGCCUGUCCAGCGCCUUCCACCACUACUUCGGCAAGGCCGAGCACUUCCGCCUGGGCUCGGUGCUGGUGCUGCUGCUGCAGCAGCCCGACCUGCUGCCCAGCCCCCCGCAGCGCCUCACCGCGCUCUACCUGCUCUGGGAGAUGUACCGCACCGAGCCGCUGGCCGCCAACCCCUUCGCCGCCAUCUUCGCCCACCUGCUCAACCCCGCGCCCGAGCGCGGCGACGAGGCCGAGCGGCCGCCGCUGUCAGGUUUCUUACCUCCCAUAACUCCACCAGAAAAAUUCUUCCUUUCUCAACUGAUGUUGGCUCCUCCUAGAGAACUCUUCAAGAAGACUCCUCGACAGAUUGCCUUAAUGGAUAUAGGAAACAUGGCCCAGUCAGUAGAUAUAAGUGGACUUCAGCUAGCACUAGCAGAGCGUCAGUCUGAGUUGCCAACACAGAGCAAAGCUAGCUUCCCCAGCAUUCUCAGCGAUCCUGACCCAGAUUCCUCAAAUUCUGGUUUUGACAGCUCUGUUGCCUCACAGAUCACUGAAGCUUUAGUGAGUGGACCAAAACCACCUAUAGAAAGUCACUUUCGACCAGAGUUUAUCCGGCCACCACCUCCACUCCAUAUUUGUGAGGAUGAGCUGGCUUGGCUAAACCCAAUAGAGCCAGAUCAUGCAAUUCAGUGGGAUAAGUCAAUGUGUGUUAAAAACAGCACCGGAGUGGAGAUCAAACGCAUCAUGGCUAAGGCUUUCAAAAGUCCUUUGUCAUCUCCACAGCAAACACAGCUUCUUGGAGAAUUAGAAAAGGACCCCAAGCUUGUUUACCACAUUGGCCUCACUCCUGCCAAACUGCCUGACCUGGUGGAAAAUAAUCCUCUAGUUGCUAUAGAAAUGUUGCUUAAACUAAUGCAGUCCAGUCAGAUAACAGAGUAUUUUUCUGUCCUGGUCAACAUGGACAUGUCUUUACAUUCAAUGGAAGUUGUAAAUCGGUAAGUGUUUCUUGUCAUCUUAAAUCUAAACUUAUC